Fusarium sp. VM40 is the source of this 1758-nucleotide messenger RNA. The record is from the annotation of a GenBank genome assembly. Lineage: Eukaryota; Fungi; Ascomycota; Sordariomycetes; Hypocreales; Nectriaceae.
AUGAGUCUCGUUAUCAGCGAAGACUCAAGACACAAUCGUCUACGGAUUCAAUGCGGGAUUUGCGGCCAGGCCCUGUCCGCCGGUGUUAGCUUCGUACCCUGUAGUGAGCUGGACACUGAAUCGGGAUGUUGUCUGGAUCCCGCGGUAUUCCCAGACUACCGCAGCAACAGUAUCAGUCUUGGAAGAAAAGUGUUAUGCUGGGCGCCAAAUUGCUACAGAUGCGCAGAUGCACCCGAGGCGGUCGGUAUACACUCGGACUGCCUCAAUAUCUUCCAGGAACACUGCAAGGUUGUCACGGCCCUCGAUCGAUUGUGGACAACAGUAGGUCAGCGGAAUCUAUGGAGAGGGGCCCCAACUCUUCAGCUGGAUCGGGAACCAGGUCUCGAAAUCGAUAUUAUUCGUGAAAAGGCGGAGAUCUACGGUAUUGGGCUUUUGAGGCUACUCCCAGUAGAGCUUCUCCAAAUGAUACAAGAUUACAGCGAAUCCGCCACAUUUUGGCGUUAUAUCUUGGUUUUGAGUCUGGCUAGAGAGUUGUCACAGUUGCAAUCAGAUGUUGUUUCGCCGAUCACAUCGAUGCCUCUGUGUAAUGUUCUAGCCUGGACUCGAGGAGAUUCAAACGCUUCAUUAUCAAGAGAGUGUCCACCAUAUGUGCGGAUGACGCUGGAUUGUCGAGGUAUACGCAAGAUUGAGAGGCUACCAGAAAGACCAGGCUAUCAGCCCGGGCGGUCAGAUAAGGAUGCCUUUGUAAUUGCGCAUCAGGACCACCUUAAAGAUGUUGCCACAGUACCAAAGUUCAAUAUCCUACGGCUUCAACUCCCAGAGCCCAUGCGGGGAUUUCAAGUCUGGGAUACCCCCAACCCCCCUCAUCUUGAGGACUGCGAGUUUUACGGUCGCGUAUCACAGUCGAUGCAGUUCAAAACCAUCGACUUGCGCGGUGUGACGGGCCUCACCUUUUUCUUCUCCUUCAGCAAGCUCUACGCCAUUCAUGCGCACACACUAACGAGGCCGUAUGCGAGGAGAACCUUCGAACGGCUUCCUGCAAGACGCCAAGAAAAUGUGGUAUGGAUCCAUUUGCCGACACCCAGAGGUGAAAAGAUCGUUGCAAUCGUGUCCAGACUGAGGGAUCAGGGAGGCGGACCUACAACCCAGAAGCCCUUUUUUCUUAUUCGUACCAAAUUAGCUGGGGACGUUUCAGUUGGCCCAUGCCAUCUGGGGAAACACAGAGAUGUGAUCCUAAGUCAGUCCAGUCCAAAACUGUUCAUUUACAGCGCUGCUGAUGUCGGUCCGGCCACUGUGUUUGGGACCUAUCCCCGAGAUGAGCAUAAUGACGAAGUUUUUGAACCUUUCCGUCACCCCUGGUCGAGUAACCCACCUUUACACGAGCAUGUGAAUCUUUCUUCGGCGCCUCUCAAGGACGUUGUCCGGGUGCAGGUUCUAGAAGACGAAGAGCCUGGAUUCUGCAAGGCAAUCCUGCUGGACUACAGUAACGGGGCCCGUCGUGCACUCGGGAAUUGUCGAAUCGGUAUAGAUCGCCCCAAAACAUAUUUGAGGCCAUCCCAGAUAUGCUUCCUUCCUGCUGGGCAUGCAUCAGGGAUCAGGCGAGAUAUUCCGGCUGUUCGUGUUGAGGCCGGAUGUGACCCCGACCAUCGUCACGAGGAAGACGGUUGGGUAUGCUCGGCGAUGGAAGGGAUCAUGGAGUUUUGGUUCUCGAGCAAGCAAUCUGUUGUACGUGUGUUGCAGGAGUCAGCAGCGGGGUAG